AUGAACACCCGACCUACCUGGACUGAACGUCUUCGAGAACACUGCCUCGUCCGACGGCUCGGUGAACCAACCGUUCAGGACAUUUCUGACCGUCGUGGAGGCCGAACAGCAUGGUCCUCGGUGGUCAUCGUCGAUGGUGUGUCAUUCAGCGCCAGGUACUGGUACGAUGGCAGUCAUGCAAACCAGGCCAAAGAAGACGCCGCAGAGGUUGCACUCAGACAGCUCACUGGGUAUACGAGCAUGAACCAGGAGCCACCGCCUGCGAGCCAUUAUCGAGGGGUGGGGGGCGGACAAGGGCCUCUUGUUGCGAUGUCCUCGCACACCUAUCUCCAUAUUGCCAUCAACAUGUCUGGGAGUCACCGCGUGUUACACGAAUAUGCACGACUUCAGUUAAAUAGCGCCUUUUUUGGAGACAAGCGUUGGCACUUGACAGUCAGCUUGUUGGUGUAUGGACGCCGCUUGCACCCUCGAUCCAUGCCUGACGACGGAAAGACGUUGCCUUAUCAGGGUUUUGAGGGACCAAAUCGCUCGAUCAAGUACCGGCAUUUAUUCGAAACCGACUUGCAUGAAGGAUCCUUCGACUUGAGGGAUGGGGCCUGA
Plenodomus lingam JN3 is the source of this 600-nucleotide messenger RNA. The record is from RefSeq and is a predicted model, not a curated record. Lineage: Eukaryota; Fungi; Ascomycota; Dothideomycetes; Pleosporales; Leptosphaeriaceae.